GUUAUUACAGGCUUAGAGAAACCUAGGAAACAGAAGAAACUACAGCCUAGCAAUUGCAAGUAGGUUACCCUAGUACAAGGCGUUGCUACAACAGGGCGUAUUAUCCUACCCUUCCUUAUCUUUGUAGGCAAGACUAAUAACAACGUUGUGAUGGCAUGGCUUAAGCACUUCAACGCCUAUACAAAGGUGACCUCUGCUAGGGCAUAUAGGCUGCUUAUUAUUAACGGCCAUGAGAGCCACUGCUCAAUAGAAUUCCAGGACUACUGCAAGGAGAACAAGAUUAUCACUCUCUGCAUGCCACCACACUCAUCGCACCUCCUGCAGCCUCUUGACGUUGUCCUAUACUCGCUGUUGAAGCGCCACUAUGGCGACAGGAUCUCGCUCUUGGCACGCAGCCGCAUCUACCAUAUUAACAAAGAAACCUUCCUACCAGCCUUUAAAGUAGCUUUUAAGAGGACGUUUACAC
Didymella exigua CBS 183.55 is the source of this 466-nucleotide messenger RNA. Its product is annotated as DDE-domain-containing protein. The record is from RefSeq and is a predicted model, not a curated record. Gene Ontology annotation, cellular component: nucleus. The transcript is spliced from 2 exons. The annotation marks the transcript as partial. NCBI's taxonomy places the organism in Eukaryota, Fungi, Ascomycota, Dothideomycetes, Pleosporales, Didymellaceae. Gene Ontology annotation, molecular function: DNA binding.